UCGAUGCAGGCUGUCGGUCUGCGUUCUUCCUGAAUUGUUUGUUUAUUCUGUCUCAGCGUGGUUCGGGUUCACUGCAUUGUUUGUGUUGUUCACCGUGUCAGGCAUCAUGCAGGAUCUCAUAGCUGGAGUCCAGAAGAUUCGGUUCGAUCUGGAAGUGGACGUGCUUAUCCAGAAAGGGGCCCGACCGCUCCCGUUCCCGGGAAUGGACAAGUCUGGCUCAGCAGUGUGUGAGUUCUUCAGCAGGGGACUCUGUAAAAGAGGAGCCAUGUGCCCGUUCCGUCACCUGCGUGGAGAGAAGUCCAUCGUGUGCAAGCACUGGCUGCGCGGGCUGUGCAAGAAGGGGGACCAGUGCGAGUUCCUGCAUGAGUACGACAUGAGCAGAAUGCCAGAGUGCUUCUUCUACUCCAAAUUCAGCGAGUGCAGUAACAGGGAGUGCCCGUUUCUUCACAUCGACCCUGCCAGUAAGGUCAGGGACUGCCCCUGGUAUGACAGGGGCUUCUGUAAGCACGGUCCCCUCUGCAAACACAGGCACACCAGGAGAGUGAUCUGCCCCAAUUAUUCAGUGGGGUUCUGCCCAAACGGAGCCCACUGCAAGUUUGUCCAUCCCAAAGCAGAUUUGCCGACAUGCCCCCCGGAGCAGCACAAGCAUUCCAGCCAGCCUAUGAAGCUGGCUCCAGCCCCGCUGAUGGUUGACAUGGCACUCCUGGCCAGGCAGCAGAACCUGCUGCUGCAGGAGGUCACUCCCUUCCCACACCUCUCCACCACCAUGAGCAUCGUACACUACCAGCUGAGCCGGCUGCAGGAGGCGGGCACGUCGACACGGGGCUCUGCCCGGCCCAUCCAUCUCGUCACCUGCUACAAGUGUGGAGAGAAGGGUCACUACGCCAACAAGUGUGGAAGGAGAAACCUGGGGCUGCUGGCUGGGCACUGAGAAGGGCAUUGCUGUGGAC
Polyodon spathula (Mississippi paddlefish) is the source of this 950-nucleotide messenger RNA. RefSeq names its product putative cleavage and polyadenylation specificity factor subunit 4-like protein. The record is from RefSeq and is a predicted model, not a curated record. Gene Ontology annotation, molecular function: RNA binding; zinc ion binding. The coding region runs from base 107 to 931 and encodes 274 amino acids. NCBI's taxonomy places the organism in Eukaryota, Metazoa, Chordata, Actinopteri, Acipenseriformes, Polyodontidae. The transcript has 8 exons.